Molecule: messenger RNA, 3439 nt
Organism: Rhagoletis pomonella (apple maggot)
Lineage: Eukaryota; Metazoa; Arthropoda; Insecta; Diptera; Tephritidae
Gene: par-6
Product: partitioning defective protein 6
Exons: 5
Coding region: 168-1229 (353 amino acids)
Biological process (GO): centrosome cycle
Molecular function (GO): protein binding
Source: RefSeq, a predicted model, not a curated record
UUUUAUUUUUUGUUGUUGAAUUACUUUGCCUUUCGUUCUUUUAUAAUUUUAGCCAAUUUUAGAUUUUCUGUUAGUUUUGUGAAAAAUUGCUUGAAUAACAAUAAAAAAGGGAAAAAUAACGCAAGUUUCGAGUUGGUGUAUUGGCAUUUUAAUGUUAUAAAACCAAAAUGUCGAAAAAUAAAACGAAUUCGAUGGCCACCGCAGAAACAAAUCUUAUCGAAGUGAAAUCAAAGUUUGACGCAGAAUUUCGUCGUUGGAGCUUUAAACGUCAUGGAGAUAUACAAAAUUUUGAGGAUUUUUCUGCCCUCAUUGAAAAACUGCAUAGACUGCAAACCAUACAAUUUAUUAUUUUAUAUAUUGAUCCACGUGACAAUGACCUGUUGCCAAUUAAUAAUGACGAUAACUUCGGCAGAGCGUUGAAAAUUGCAAGGCCAUUGUUGCGCAUCAUUGUGCAACGUAAAGAUGAUUUGGAGGAGUUUCCCGGUUUUGGCACAAUGAAGCCACGUAACAAUCUAAUCAGCAGCAUAUUAGGUCAAACGCCAGUUAAGGCAAAGGCACCAACUAUUUCAAUACCGCAUGAUUUUCGUCAAGUAUCAGCUAUAAUUGAUGUGGAUAUAGUACCAGAGACACAUCGUCGGGUACGAUUGUUAAAACACGGAAGCGAUAAGCCAUUGGGUUUCUAUAUAAGAGAUGGUACGUCGGUGCGAGUAACGGCAAAUGGUUUAGAAAAACAGCCUGGUAUCUUCAUAUCACGGCUUGUUCCUGGUGGCCUUGCUGAGAGUACUGGUCUCCUAGCAGUUAACGACGAAGUUAUAGAAGUGAAUGGUAUUGAAGUGGCUGGCAAAACCCUAGAUCAGGUCACCGAUAUGAUGGUAGCAAAUAGUUCCAAUUUAAUAAUUACAGUUAAGCCGGCAAAUCAGCGCACGCUUACCUCACCAAGACGCGGUUCUUUCUCGCGUACCAGUCAACUAUCUAGCGGUUCACAUCAUACCAAUCAGACUAAUACAUCUGAUGAAAAUGAACAGGAUGACCAAGACGAAGUUGUCGAUCUGACUGGUGUAACACUCGAUGAUCACAACAACGUUGCACAGCAGCCACAACUUCAACAACAGUCAACUGUGCCUUCACCGGCUUUGAUAAUCACGUCACAACAUCACCAAACGGCAUCAACAGCUUCAACAACAGUUGUUGGAGGCGGCGAGUCAAAAGAUGGUGUACUACAUCUUUGAAUGGAAUAGGGAAAGGGACAAAUUUGAAUACUGAGAAUGAAAUGAAAUGACCGGGUUUUUAGAGCAAGGGCGCAAACGAAACUUUUAAAAGUCGAACAAAGAAGUAGUGCGGAGUAUAUAUACAUGCAUUCAUAAUACAUAUAUUUGAAAAAAAAAAAUCCAAGUCUACAAAAAUCUAAGAAAUCUUAGGCAUAACAAAUACGAAAAAAGACAUAUACACACAAAUUUUCAUGCUUCACGUUUUAUUUUUUAUUUCUACAUUCGUAACUAGUACUACUUAAUUAUGUAUAAAUUAAUUGUGUAAAGUGAAUAGUUAUUUAUGCGUUUAACGACGGUUCGCGGAAUUGUUACAAAUUGCUUUUCAAACACUAUGCACGUCGCCGCAACUUAACUAAACAAACUGUAUUAUUAGGAACUUAUACACAUAGAUAUACAUACAUACAUAUCUGCAAAACGUCAGAGAAAAAACUUGUGUUGUUAGUAUUUUUAAUCGUGUUUUACUGUAGUUGUCUAUUUAAAUUAAUGUUAAAUUGUCAGUUUAUUUUAAACGUGCUAUUUUGUAUGUGUAAUUGUUUCAAAUAUAAUUAAAUUUAAAUACAUAUUAACUGACAGUGUACACUGUGCAUCAGACUUACAUUCCAAGAAAAAAUUGUGAUUUUAUGUAAUUUGUGUAAAAUUUUUGUUUGGAUUCUAAAAUUCUAUAAAUGCUUAUUGUAGAGGGUAUUUUGUUUUUCGUAAACCUUUACAUACAUAUGUAUGUACCUUGAAUGCCAAGGCGAAGAAAAUAAAUACAGUUUAACUAUUUUACCGUAAUAUUCAAGUUGGGUUUCUGACAGCCUCGGCUCAACUUAUAAGAUUUUCGCACUCACCAAUUUUAUAUGCUUAUACACAUUGUUGUAUUGCAAAAUAUCAAGAAGAAAAAAUGUAUACUUCCUGUCGCCUAUAUUAUUAAGCGUUGAAAUGAAUUUGUAGUAAAAACGAAUAGAAAAACAUACGUAAUAUUUUGGCGUUCACCUUCGAAUGGCUAGUACUAAAUUCUUAAGGCACAGUCACUAAAUAAGCAAGCGAAGCCCAAUGUAUAGACGACAACUAUGGGUGCGGUCAGAAAUGCAUCAAGCCAAAUCAUCAGUAUCUUUUACUUCUAAACUACAACUGAUGGAAAUGCCUUAUUUACGUAAUUACGUUUCAAUGAGGCAUUUAACCGUGGUUGCGCAUAUUGGACACUUCCAUCAAUUACAGUUUAGAAAUAAAAGCGUCUGAUGCUUUGGCCUGAUGCAUUUCUGAACACACCAACACACCCUAUGCUGGUACUUAAUAGGUAGGGGCUUAUUCAGAACAUUUAUUUCAUCACAACAUACAUAUGUACAUACGUGUGACAACAAAGCAAAAACUAAACUCUCACAAAUAAGUAAAAUUUAUUACGAAAACAGCUUUACUACUAAAAAUUUGCUCAAUAUAAACAUUUUAAUGAAUAUUCUAAAUAAAAUUGGUGUGCAAAUAACUUUUUAAACCUACCAAAGAGUAAAUUAAUAAAAAUUUUUUUCAUACACAUACAAUUUGAAAGUCCAUUAAAAGAAAAAAAAAUAUUUAAUUAAAACAUAGCGACUAAAAAAUUAACUAAAGAGAAAAAAACUAAAGUAAAACAUCAAUUUGCAUGUGUCUUAUAGUCUUUUAGUAAAUUAAAGUACUUAUACAAUACUAUAUACACCUAUACCAGUCCAUAUGUACAUACGUGUGUAUAUAAAAAUUGAGACAUCUCGUCCUAUUUAACGCUCGUCCACUAGUAGUUAGCAAGACUAAAAUACAACUUUUUACUUCUCUCUAUUGUUGAAACGUUGUUAACUUAGAGCAAAUAGCAACCACUCAAAAGACUUGUCAAUUUAUGCCUUCGUAAGUAAUGGUUUUUACAAUAAAAUGUUAUACAAAACAAAAUCGAAAAUACCGAAAUUAUGUUAGCUAAAAGGAAUUUUAAGCAAUAUUAAGAAAAAAAGGCUAAAUUUUAUUUGAGUUGGAGAAUAAAUUUUUAAGCUGCAUAUUAACUGUCAAAAAGCGAAUAAUAACAAAAAGAAAUCUUGUGAAAUGCAUACACUUUUUAUACAUACAUACAUACAUAUAUACACAAAUAUGCAUAUUAUUAUAGUUCUAUAAUUGCAUCAAAUUGCAAGCGGUAGAGUUUUUUUGUUUAAUAAAGCCCAUGGGGAUAAAAAGUA